AUGAGUAUCUAUAGGGCAAGUGCAUAUGUGAUACUCCAGAUGCUCGAUGUGAGUGUGUACAUGCCGCUCUAUGCCAUCCACGGUGGAAACCGCCUGGGUGAGAAGCUGACUUUGAAGAAUGUUAAAAUAGAGGCCAGGGGCGCCGAGGAGCUGUUUGGACACCUAGCAAAGCAUGGCGAGGAAGAAGGAAACUACUCCGUGGACAGCCUAGAAAUAUACAGAAUUGAAGACCAAGGGAACGUGGACAGCCACGGUGGGGCAUCCAAAGAUAUUACUUUUGGGACCAUGUCCUUUGACUUCUCGAUGCUCAAGACGAUCCUGAGCCAGAACAGCCAACAGAGCCCGGGGUAUUCGCCGGAAGUAAGGAUCAAAAGCAUCGAGAUUAGGAUCCCCCUUGCAGUCCAGAUAUUCCUCCACAUACCCAUUGUGCUGGUGGCUGUGAUAGUGUUCUAUCUGUUCCUAUCAUUUGGAAUUGAGGAGAGAGGAGGUCUGUCCGACAAAGAGAUUGAGAAGAUACCGCUGUGCCCCUAUUCUGGGCAGGAGUUCAUCAACAAAGGAUGCAUCAUCUGCUUGGAGGAUUUCGAAGACGGGGGGUAUGUGCGGAGCCUGGACUGUGGACACGCGUUCCACAAGGAGUGUGUUGAUAGAUGGCUCCGCAAGAACUUUGUCUGCCCCAUCUGCAGGAGCAAGAUGGCUGUGGAGUAUGGCAGGCCGGGGCACGAGAGAAGAAGAGUCCACAUAUUGUGA
Messenger RNA from Encephalitozoon cuniculi GB-M1, 747 nucleotides. RefSeq lists its product as uncharacterized. NCBI's taxonomy places the organism in Eukaryota, Fungi, Microsporidia, Unikaryonidae. Bases 1 to 747 code for a protein of 248 amino acids. The transcript has a single exon. The record is from RefSeq and is marked provisional.